AUGCCUCUAAUUCCUUAUACCGGAUCUUUUCUGUCUAGUUCUACAUCUUCGUUGGAGCGGCAAACAAGGGGCGCACAAGGAGAUGCAGAAAAUGCAGGUAAUCUCCAUGGAUCAACGAGGAGUAGUAACUCAAACUCGCCGAAUACGUUUCAAGCGGAUCCACCUGUUGAGAAUAGCGAGGUCCAUCAGGAAAAUGAGCAAAGUAAUAGUGGUGGAAGUUAUGCUUCAUCAAAUCAUCAUCAACCGUUGCUGAGGAAGAUCUCAAUGAGCAAUACAAUCCAUGGAUUGGUGAACUCUAUUAGACCUUUGAGUACUUUACAGAGUAGCUCGAGGCAUCGUAAUAGAAGCGCUUCACAGUCUUCACCAAGGUCCAGAUCUUCUUCUUUGUUACAGGGACAACACAGCGAGAGAUCAAACAAUCCAUUCCUUAGUGAGUUAAACGACAAUCUCCCAAUGAAUUUGAGUGAAAACGAAUUGGACAUAUUAGGUGCUGCUCCUAAUGUUAGUGAAGGAGGCAUUCCUUCUACGCAGAUGCCAGAUAUGAGUGUCAGAACCCAGCCUUACAUUCAGGUGAAUUUGGAUGAAGCUACAAGAAUAAAUCGCUCGAGACGUCGUGCAGAUUCACAAACCGGAUCCAUAUUGGGGUCGUAUCCAAACUCACGUUCAAGUUCACAUAUGAAUUCAAGGCCUAACUCACAUCCAAAUUCGAGAUCAGGAUCACGUCAACAGUUAAGCAUGAAUCCAUUUAGUGCUGACAACACUAAUACCGGAAAUAGUAUCGUAAUUACUAACAUGGAUACGAAUGCACACAAUACCUUUAAUCCUGCGGUAUAUAAUUACAACAUGGCCAACAGUGAAACCGUGGCCAAUUUUCAAAUGUUUUUAGGUGAAGAAGAAGAAUUUCAUAAUCUAAGGACUCGAGGUAACACAUUAAGAGGCGAGGAUAAUUUAAUACCAGAGGCAAUCACAGGCCAUGAAGAUGUGCUACCUAAUACUAUUAUAGCUGGCGACGAGGACACGAGGCCAGACAAUAACGAGUUUCAGUUGAAUGAAAGGAUGGGGGAGGGUAAUGAGGAGAAUAGAGUUGGAACUAUCUAUUUUCCAACAUCCGAAAACAACGGAGAGGGAAACUCUAAUGUAGGUGUUGGACAAACAGGGGGAGUAUCGGCUUCAACACAUGCCGAGCAAGUUGCUUCAGACUCAGAUGGGUUUUAUUCCAUUAGAUUUACCCCAUCAAUUGAUCAUUCUUCCACACAUCCAUACAUGUUUUUUGGACCUAUUGUGCGUAAACUAAAACCAGGAAUGAAUAUAUCUAUUGGUAGAUAUACGGAGAAGAGCAAGGCAGCCGCUACAGCAGCAGCUGGAUCUAGUGAAAGUGUCGUUUUCAAAAGUAAAGUUGUUUCACGACAGCACGCCGAACUAACAGUUGAUGAUAAGGGGAAGUGGUAUAUUAAAGAUGUCAAAUCUUCCAGUGGCACAUUUUUGAAUCACGUACGGCUUUCGCCACCUAAUUGUGAAAGCGCUAAAGUUUAUUUGAGAGACGGCGAUGUCUUACAACUUGGUGUUGAUUAUCGGGGAGGCAGCGAAGAAAUGUAUAGGUGUGUUAAAUUGAAGGUGGAGCUGAACGACUCAUGGAGGAAACGAGCCGCCAAAUUUAGUAAGGAAGCACAUGAGAAGUUGAAAAAUUUGACUAACAAGAGUAGUGGGGAAGAGCUAACUGCAUGUGUUAUUUGUUUGGAUGAUAUCAGGCCAUGUCAAGCAGUUUUUGUCAGUAGUUGUUCUCAUUCAUGGCAUUAUAGAUGCAUUAGACCUUUAUUGGUGAAAACAUACCCACAAUUUCUAUGUCCAAAUUGCAAAGCUGUUUGUGACUUGGAGGCUGAUCCAGACGAUUUUGAAGAUGCAUGA
Messenger RNA from Pichia kudriavzevii, 1905 nucleotides. RefSeq lists its product as uncharacterized. Gene Ontology annotation, cellular component: mitotic spindle pole body; ubiquitin ligase complex; cytosol. Gene Ontology annotation, molecular function: ubiquitin protein ligase activity; protein binding. Gene Ontology annotation, biological process: protein ubiquitination; mitotic spindle assembly checkpoint signaling; negative regulation of septation initiation signaling. Lineage: Eukaryota; Fungi; Ascomycota; Pichiomycetes; Pichiales; Pichiaceae. Bases 1 to 1905 code for a protein of 634 amino acids. The transcript has a single exon. The record is from RefSeq and is a predicted model, not a curated record.